Molecule: messenger RNA, 2583 nt
Organism: Fusarium redolens
Lineage: Eukaryota; Fungi; Ascomycota; Sordariomycetes; Hypocreales; Nectriaceae
Exons: 5
Coding region: 1-2583 (860 amino acids)
Source: RefSeq, a predicted model, not a curated record
AUGUCGAUUGAUAGUAGAGAUGUUGGCGGCUGGUGGUCAGCCUUCGUCAAAGGUGGUUUCAAUUGGCGUUGGCUCGAUAGUCCAAGGCUGUUUUAUCGACCGAAACUCCGAUACAGCACACAAGGGAAGUAUAUCACUUUUGACGGCAUGGGGAGAGAGAGAUUGCAGGAUGAAUUAUUUGACGCGACAAUCGACCCCGAGACAGCGGAAUACGUAGAGUUGUAUGUUCAAGCUCCAGCGGAUCUCUGUCUCCUCCCAAACGCAACGUGGAAGAGAACCGUCAUCCGAAACGUGGCCCCACUUUUCGUUCGAUGCGCAAACAUUCCUUUUAGUUAUGUUCCUGAGGAUAGGAGGUAUAGCUUCUCAAGCUAUAAACCUGAAGAUUGGGCGGCUGUGGCAUUCAUGUGGAUCCCAUCCAUGCUUCUUCUACAACUUACCCCAGCUGGGAAGAAUUCCUUGAUGUAUGUGCCUUUACUUUACGGUGGAUAUCGGUACCCGCGUCUUGCAAGACACUACAGCGAAAACAGACGAGAACUUGCGGUGCGGCGCGAGUACGAUCCGUCUUGGGCAUCUUCCACCAUUGGUACCUACAGGACUUUACGUCCAAGGCGUCUAUGUCAUCUUAAUUUUGAGCUGCAAGUCGACGAAGAAGGCAAUUGCCAGGAAGCUGUUGUAGGGUAUAAUCUUCGGUUUUUGGGACCAGACGACAAUACACCGUACGUAUUUGUAGCCUACACAACUGCACAAUUCAACAUUCGCGAGGGAACCAACGACUACGAAAUGCUCAUGGCCCUUGCCCUCACUGCAACCGGAGAAUAUAUCAAGUCUAUCCAAGGCGCGCACCACAAGCCAAGGGCCAUCUGGAUGGCUCAUUCAUGUACUCCAAUCGACAAAUAUCUUGCUGAUGAUGGGACGGAAUGUUGGAUUGACGCGAACACUCCGCGAGGCAGGGUCCUCCAGGAAAAGCUCAUGAAUGAUGAUACUUACAGUAUCAGCGACGUACUUCGGGGAGCGGAGCGUGUAAUCAUUAUCGCUGGCAAUCCACUGAGGCCAAGUUCGAAAGACCCACUCAAAGAAUGGGGCGAGAGAGUGUGGACACUUCCCGAAAUUCUCCUCGCCAAGGGAGACAGUGUCAGCGUUUACUACUCCCUGCAUGAUGGCGGCAAAAUUGAAUCAAUUUCGAAAUCGAUGCUUCCAAGCCUCGCCUGGGAGGAUUCUGCCCAAUCGCGGCAACUUAUCGACCAUUUUACCAAUCUUCACCUUAGCCGCCUGGAACUGAUGAAAAUCACGGUCGAGUGUCUGAUGAGCCGGAACCUAAAAUCUCUGUAUGCCGGUGACCGGACUUACGCUCUUAUGGGCCUGCUUCGUAUCAGGCCUCCUAUAGAUACUACCGACACUUCCUUCCAGGCCUUUGCUAGGCUGUCUCUGCCUCAAGACAAUGAUAGGCUGAUGGAACGGCUAAUAUGCUUGCUGCCAAAUGACCUGUCGGAAAGCUGGGAACUGAUGACAGAUCAAUACCGAUGCAGUCUUUGGGAUAUCGAACCUGACACACAAGUCUGUGGGGUUGGCGAAAACGACAGUGUCAUCAUAAGCGGUGCAAAAGGGGCAUUAAUACAAUGGGAAAUGUUCAGCCCCGUUGAGACGAUUCAAAGGCAAACAAUGAAACGGAUGGUCUUUUUACUAAUCGUCAUAUACUCACCAUUUCUGUUUUACACUUCAAUUGGUUUGAUCAGCGCAAGCAACAAAACUGCUGGAGGGAUUCUUCUAGCUAUAACCUUGAUAUUCCUCAUGUUGCCAUCACCAUACUACAUUUGGAAGAUCAACGGCGGCAAGAUUCACGCCUCAGAGCCAUGUUUCUUUGGCGUUGAGGGUUAUCUACCCAUUAGCAUCAUUGAAGAAAGAAUCUUCGGCAUGUGUUUGAACCGUCUGCAAUGGAGUCCGUAUGGAUCUCCACUGUCACGGCACAUAGAAGGGACACCCACCAACGAGCGCCACAUACAGUACUCAGAUUCGGCAUCGGGCUCACAGAUUCUUCCAAAGCAGGCGGGUACGAUUAAGACUUACCCAGUCAUUCCCAUCGAUCCGACAAGCCGAUGUGUACAUUGCGCAGGCCAGCCAAACUGCAACUAUCACGAGACGGUGGCCUCGAUCCGGGAGAAGAGCCGUAGCCAUAUGGGCCGCCAAAAGGUUUUUACUCUGGUGGAUACGUUCAACAUGACAGUCAUGCUAUUCUCUGCAGAACGGCCACCAAUCGGCUUGAUUGUCGGAGGUUCUGAAGGCGGCAUGAAGCGAGCCAUCGCAUGUUCGUUGGACUUGGCUACAGGAGCGCUCUACCGGGAGACGGUCAUUCGCAUUCCAACCAGAUGUGCCGAGAGGAUGGAUGCUUUGGGUCGUGUUCGGCUUGGCCUCAGGAGACCGUUCCUCGAAAGUGACGUUACUUUGGGUUAUAAGAAGCCCAACCAUCAUCCUCCAUCACGUGGGAGCUUUGAGCUUAACAUGCACGGACAGAAUGUGCAAUCUGAACAUUCAAUAUAUGGUAGCAACCAGCAGCUACACCCACGGCCCCCAUCACCGCCACGGUAA